Molecule: messenger RNA, 3351 nt
Organism: Nelumbo nucifera (sacred lotus)
Lineage: Eukaryota; Viridiplantae; Streptophyta; Magnoliopsida; Proteales; Nelumbonaceae
Biological process (GO): rRNA processing
Cellular component (GO): nucleus
Source: RefSeq, a predicted model, not a curated record
UGAGCGACGGGUGGAUUAGGGUUCCCACCAAAUUCUGAAUAACGGAUGAUACAACAUACAAGCGCAAUAUCAGCUCAAACCUUUUCUGACAUUUCUUUUUUCCCGCUUUUAAACCGUCGACUUGCAAAUAGCAGUUUUUAAAACCCUACUACGGCUACCACAGUACCGCUUUCAGGGUUUUUAACGAACAGAAAAACCGAUACUUUCUCGUCAUUUUUCCUGUUUUGUAUGUAAAUUGGGAGUCUUCAAGUUCUGAAUGGCGGUCUUCGAGCAUUUUCAGAACUUGUACGACAUCAGGUUGAAGCCUCGGUUGCUUCGUUCACUUAUAAGAGAUCGUGUUCCCGACGAGAAACACCCAUUUUCUAAACCUUCAGAGCUAUCUAUAGUGGUUUCAGCAGUCAAAAACCAUGGGCUUCUAUCUGAAUCUUCCAGAGAAGCAGUUGAUCCAAAGCAUAUGGAGAACUGGAAAUCUUCCAUUGAUGCAUGGAUCGAGCGCCUUCUGCUGCUCGUUUCAAGUAAAAUGCCAGAUAAAUGUUGGGCAGGAAUCUGUUUGCUAGGCCUGACUUGUCAGGAGUGCAGCUCUGAUCGUUUUCUGGCAUCGUACUCUGUUUGGUUCCAGAAACUUCUUGCACAAAUUCAGCCUCCAUCAGAUUCUCAUUUUGUUAAGGUUGCUUCUUGUGCGUCCUUGGCAGAUCUUUUCACAAGGCUAAGUGGAUUUUCAAAUAUAAAGAAAGAUGUGACAUCUCAUGCUGGAAAACUUAUUCAACCAGUUUUGAAGUUGCUGACUGAUGAUAGCUCAGGUGCUGUAUGGGAAGGAGCAGUUGAUUUGUUAUGCAGCAUUAUAAAUUUCUUUCCGUCUUCUGUCCAUCGUCAUUAUGAAAGUGUUGAAGCUGCUAUUGUUUCAAAAAUCAUGUCAGGAAAAUGCGAUUCAAACAUAUCAAAGAAGUUUGUCCAUUGUUUAGCAUUACUUCCAAGAUCAAAAGGAGAUGAAGAUAGCUGGUCCUUAAUGUUGCAAAAGAUUUUAAUAUCAAUAAAUGUUGAUUUGAAUGAUGCUUUUCAAGGUCUAGAAGAAGCAGAAACUAAAUCUAAUGAAGUUAUUAAACACUUGGUUCCACCUGGGAAAGAACCCCCUCCUCCUCUAGGAGGCAACAAAAUGCAAGGAGAAACCUCCAACCAAGCAACUGAAAUGUCUGAGCAAUUAAUACUGCACAGAAUAUCUAUGCUGAUGCUUUGUUGUUGCAGAAUGCUUACUAAUCCUUAUCCUGCCCAGGUAAUUGUUCCUGUUCGCCCUUUACUAGUACUUGUUGGGAGAGUGCUGAUGGUGGAUGGUUCACUGUCUCAAUCCUUAUUGCCCUUCUUAACAGUCAUGCAACGAGAAUUUAUUUGUUCAGAGCUUCCACUGUUGCACUUAUGUGGUUUGGAUCUUCUGACUGGAAUCAUUAAAAGAGUGCGCAGUCAACUAUUACCACAUGCUGCAGAUGUUGUCAGACUCCUAACAGAGUAUUUCAGGCGAUGUGCACUUCCAGCAUUAAGAGUCAAAGUUUAUUCAAUCUUGAGGAUUUUGUUGAUAUCAAUGGGCGUUGGAAUGGCUCAAUACCUUGCCCAGGAAGUUGUCAGUAAUGCUCUUGUUGAUCUGGAUUCUAUUGCUCAUGGAUGUGGUGAGGCAUCUUCUACCCCAUGCUCAAAAGCUGCAAGUGAGGGAUUGCUUCUGCCAAGUUAUAGGAAAAGAAAGCAUGGUACUAUAACGGGGUUUUCUGAGGAGCAGCAGGGUGGAGUUGGUACAGAAAUGGAAGCAGUGAAAGGCAAACCAAUAACUCCAAUUGCUGUCCAGACAGCUGCAUUACAAGCAUUGGAGGCUCUUCUUACUGUGGGUGGUGCUCUGAGAUCCGAGUGUUGGCGACAAAAUGUUGAUCUUCUUCUAAUAACAGUGGCAACAAAUGCCAGCAAUGGGGGUUGGGCCAAUGAAGAGAAAGACAUUUUUCUUUUGUCUGAUGAACCAACUUCCACUCGGACAGAUUUUCAGCUUGCUGCAUUACGUGCACUUCUGGCUUCUCUUCUUUCCCCAGCUCGUGUCCGCCCUCCAUAUUUGUCACAGGGUCUUGAACUCUUUCGCAGAGGUAAGCAAGAAACAGGAACAAAGGUAGCUGAAUUCUGUGCUCAUGCUCUUUUGGCCUUAGAAGUGCUAAUGCAUCCUCGGGCUCUUCCACUGGUGAACUUUCCAUCAGGAGAUCAUCCUGACUUUGGUCAAGGGUUUAACUGCAAAUUUCCAAAAAAUAUAUUCUCUAGUGGUCUGAAAAACAAUAGCCCAUUUCCAAGAGGUAUACUGGGAAAGGAUGAAAUUGAACCUGAAUCUAAUGAUGAUGAACUAUAUAGCAGCUGGCUGGGGAAUGACGAAGAAACUGAGGCUUCAGCAAGUAUACCAGAUAAGCAUUUGGAAAGUAGGCAAGAACUUUCUGAAAAAGAUGGUCGGCUGUCCACUGAAGAUCAUCAGGCAGAAAAGCACCCUUCUGAUCUUCCAGCUGGUGCUCAAUUUCCCAAGGAAGGUGAUAGAGGGGCUACAGAUGCUGCCCACAUGGAAACAGGAGGAAUUAAGGAUUCAAUCAUGGCUCAAUCAGAGAGAGUGCAGGAAAUUAUUCCUAAUAAUGAUGUUCGGUUACAGGAUAAAGAUGUCAUGGUUCCUACUGGUGAUUUGACAGCAAAUGUAGUAGAACCCAACAAAGGUAAAAUAGAGAGCAGCGGGUCGGAUUCUUCAAAAGCUACCCCUGCUUUAUCCAGUGAGAUAAAUAACAAAGUUCUCAUGGCGGCAGCUGAUGCUAAUGCCUUGCCUUCAGAUCAAGGGAGUCUUCUUACUACUUCGAUAGUCAUUGAGAAAGGAAAGAAGCUUGUGUUGGAGUACAAUUCUGAUGCAUCAAAGGAUUCCUUCCCGGAUAUUGUUGAUGGAGAGCCAGAUUCUGAUUAGCGUUUGAAUGGAAGUUUUGAUAUUUCAAACAUUCUUUUUAGGGGAGAAGAAUGCGAUACUGAUAUGUCGAGGGGGAAAAUAUUCUCACAUAAGACUGGAACUUUUUUGUUAAUGCAUGUAUUUUUUCUGUACUAAGCAUUUUUUUUCUUAAUUUGUUUACCCAUGCCCUCGUUCCUGGGCGUGGAAUGUGGAAAUUCCUCACCAAGGAAACGGAUUCAAGCUCAGAAUGUAAAUUAUUAGCAAUUAAAGAGUUUGCUGGUCUAAAAAAGCCUUUGUGCUGCAAAGCUGCAUAAGCUUCAGGGUUUGUUCGUUUGUUUUGAAGUCUGACAUAUGAAAGUGUAAUAAUUACAUUAAGAGGUAUAUUGGUAUUGGUGAAUUUUUUUUCCUCUAAA